AUGGCGGCGCCCAAAAUAGCACUAUUAGCCGCUGCCUUCGCUCUCCUGUUCGCGCUACAAGCUUUCGCGGAUCCCGCACCCGAACCUCGUCCUGCGAAGUGCGACUACUCGGUGGGCAAAUGGGUGAAGGCGGUGAAUCAGCCGAAGCGAUACUCGGGAAUAGGUUGGGAGCCGAACUACUGCAAGUACAUUCGCAGCGGCUUCAACUGUGAAACCAACAACCGGCCCGACCAGCUCUACCACCAGCUGCGCUGGCAGCCGGAGAAGUGCGAUCUUAGUUAUGUUACCGCGGAGGAUUGGGGGUUCCUCAUGAAGGGCAAGAGGAUGCUUAUGGUGGGAGACUCCAUAACGAACAACGCGUACCAGUCGCUGCUCUGUCUCAUCAGCUCGGCCGACAACAAGGGAAAGCCGUUCGACGAUGACAGUGCGCCCAAGGGUUUGAGAGGCGUGGAUUUCCCGACGAUCGACUUUUCUCUGCACUUCUACUUCUCGCCCUACCUCACGCAAGCUGAGAGGCGAAAGCCCAUCGCCAACCAGACGGGCACGCCUGGUUACAAGGUUAACAUCACGACAAUCGAUCCCGUCGUUCAGUACCUCGUUUCGUAUUACGAUGUGGUGUUGUUUUCGACUGGUGUGUGGUGGUCGCAAAACUUUCCGGGCAGCCCGAAGCAGCCCGACCAGUAUUACAUUCAAGGCGCUCCCGCGAACAUCACCAACGUCAACGCUCAGUGGUACGCCGUGAAAUCCUGGGCGAAUUACCUCACGCGAAUUGAAUACCCCGGGAUGCCCUAUUUCCUGAGCUUUUCGCCCAAGCACGGCCCAGUUGAUCCUACUGACCCUGGUGAGGGUUCAUGUGGCGCGACAAGACCGAUGGAGUGGGACGAGGCGAUGGAUGAGUACAAUAACCUGACUGUAGCUGAGGAUUAUUACAAGUCUCAGAAGAACGCUCUGCGGGGGUCGCUGUUCCGCUUUGUGCGUGUAACGAGGAUGAGCGAGACGAGGCCAGACGCUCAUCUCGGCAUGUGGAAUCAAAUCCAGCCGGACGUUUCGGCAGCGUUCAAGACACCCGAUAAGGGUGACUGUACGCACUGGUGUCUUCCUGGGCUGCCCGAUUCGUGGAUGGAUAUGCUCUACAGCCAAAUGCUGUUGGAACCGCUGCUGCUUACACCGAACUAG
Molecule: messenger RNA, 1176 nt
Organism: Closterium sp. NIES-65
Lineage: Eukaryota; Viridiplantae; Streptophyta; Zygnematophyceae; Desmidiales; Closteriaceae
Source: the annotation of a GenBank genome assembly